UCCUGUAGCGGGGAAGGAGUCUGGAAACGGCGCCACAUUCUCAGUCCUGCAGGACGGCCAUGGCUUAUGAUGACUCCAGGAAGAAAGAAGAUUGCUUUGAUGGUGACCGAAGUUUGGAGGACAUAGGACUGGCAGCUGGCCGGAGCCAACGAGAAAAGAAACGUUCUUACAAGGAUCUUUUAAGAGAAGAAGAGGAGAUUGCUGCUCAGGUCAGGAAGUCCUCCAAGAAGAGGCUGAAGGAGAGAGAUCUCUUCUCCCUGGGCACGGACACGCACAAGAGGAGGAGGAAGCAUUCCUCCGGCGAGUCCUGCUAUGGAGAUCUUUCUCAUUUGGAGUCGUCACAGAAGAAAAAGAAGAAGGUGGUACCAAGUCCCCCAUCCUCCGAUACAGCCAUGGACCUGCUAAAGGCCAUCACAUCCCCCCUGGCAACAGGCUCCAAGCCCCCCAGAAAGACUGGGGAGAAAUCCUCGUUUUCUUCCUUUAGCUCCUCAAGCUACUCAGAAAGCAAAAAGGAGCAGCACCCCAGGAAAAAAGUGAGCAGCAGCAGUGGGGAGCUUUCCCUUGAGGACAGCGGCUUCCACAAGGCCAAAAAAAUGAAGCCUCUUUAUGUUAAUACAGAGACCUUGACCCUUCGAGAGCCAGAUGGCUUAAAAAUGAAACUUAUUCUCUCACCCAAGGAGAAGGAAGGUAGGACAGGUGAUGAGGAACCUUUUCAGAAUCCUCCUCAACAGGGGACAACCAAAAAAUCCUCCAAGAAAUCAGCUCGGGAUGAGCAGGGCACUUUUCUCCUUGGGCAUGAGCUGCACAGUUUCCUAAAAACAGCCAGGAAGAAGCACAAGCCAGCCCCAGACCAACAUCCCUCUCCUGGACGGGAAGGCUUUGGGUCAGAUGCUUCCAUCUUUCCAGAGUCACACGCCGCUGACUAUGAGCUCUCAAAUGUUGAACCUGCCCUGGAGUCAGGCUCAUCCUCCGGGGGUGAGCUAGAGGCCGGUGAACUAGUGAUUGAUGACUCUUACCGGGAGAUUAAGAAGAAGAAGAAAUCCAAGAAGAGCAAAAAAAAGAAGGACAAGGAGAGGCACAAGGAGAAGCGCCACUCCAAGUCCAAGAAGGGCCCUGGACUCUCUACUGCAGUCACCACUGUGGGAGAGGCCACGAGCACCAGCCCUGCACCCCCACCCCCUACCAGCACGCCUUUCCCUGGAGUUGUACCUCCACCACCACCGCCGCCACCACCACCACCUCCACCACCACCACCAGUCUUCCACACUGAUGGACAGAGUGAGAAGAAGAAGAAGAAAGAAGAGAAGGAGAAAGAAAAGGCAGAGAAAGCAGAAAAGCCAAAGAAGAAAAAUAUGUCUGCCUACCAGGUAUUCUGUAAGGAGUACCGGGUCACCAUUGUGGCGGAGCAUCCUGGAAUAGAUUUUGGGGAACUUAGCAAGAAAUUGGCUGAAGUAUGGAAACAACUUCCAGAAAAAGACAAACUGGUCUGGAAGCAGAAGGCCCAGUACCUCCAGCACAAGCAGAACAAGGCUGAAGCCACUACAGUGAAGAGGAAGGCAGCUGCCAGCUCUGACGGGGCUGUGAGAAUCAAAGCUUCUUCUGCUGGAGUGAUGUCGCCUCAUAAAAAGUCCCCUUCCAGCACUGUGGUGUUAUCUUCCUCCCCAGCCAAAGUCCCUGAGACAGACCCCAUCGAUGUAGCUGCACACCUUCAACUCUUAGGAGAAUCAUUGAGCCUCAUUGGUCACCGCCUGCAGGAAACAGAGGGCAUGGUGGCCGUUUCUGGAAGUCUUUCGGUGCUCCUAGAUUCUAUCAUCUGUGCUCUUGGCCCUCUGGCAUGCCUGACCACACAACUGCCUGAGCUGAAUGGCUGCCCGAAGCAAGUCCUGUCAAACACUCUGGACAACAUCGCCUAUAUCAUGCCUGGACUCUGACAACUAAGGAUUCUGGGUCACAUACUCGCCCUGCCCCAUUGCUGGCUCAUGUGGACACAGACUGUUCUAGCGCCCUGUGCUGGCUUCUGGGUGUAGGUUUUAAUGUUUUUAAUCCAUGUACCAUAUACACAUAGGAUUGUAACUACCUACUUUUAACAAUUUAUGGAAAGUGAAGGCUCAGCUAGGGAGAGCCUUGGCUUAAAUGUGGGUUUGGGGUUUUCAUUUUGUUUUGCUUUUUUUUCUCCGGUGGUGGAUCAAUCUGCCUUAAAAUCAAAGAAACU
Gracilinanus agilis (Agile Gracile Mouse Opossum) is the source of this 2212-nucleotide messenger RNA. It is a transcript of the gene HMGXB4, whose product is annotated as HMG-box containing 4. The record is from RefSeq and is a predicted model, not a curated record. NCBI's taxonomy places the organism in Eukaryota, Metazoa, Chordata, Mammalia, Didelphimorphia, Didelphidae. The transcript has 10 exons. Bases 60 to 1931 code for a protein of 623 amino acids.